AAAUCGCGUUCUAUAUCCCACGUCAUGUGUUUAGGCGACAGAUUUGAACCGCGUCAAGAAUAGGAUAUAAUAAUAAUUUACAGUUACACUUACACGGUCGUAUAUACGGAUAAACGAGUGACAUAAACGUAUUAGGGGCAUUUGACGUGUAUUAUUAUAAGUGCAAGCCGAUAAAAUCAAUUCCCGCUUCUAGCACCUACUUUCAGUUCAUCAUUCCUCAAGUGCUGCGUUACUAAUUAACUGGUUUAUUGUAUCCAAUAACGUGAACAUGAAGAGCCCCACGAUGCCUGGGAAGAAAUCCAUUUUCGUCGCUUAUUUUAUGUGGCUUUUUACGGGAAUCUUUGGGGGUCAUCACUUCUACCUUAGACGAGAUCGCCAUGCAUUUGUUUGGUGGACUACUCUGGGUGGUUUUGUCAUAGGGUGGCUUGGCGAAAUAUUUAGGAUACCGCGGUAUGUCCGCGAAGCCAAUAACGAUCCACAAUAUGUGGAAGAAUUGGCAAGGAGAGUAAUCCAGAACAAAAAGCCUCCAUUUUCUAUGAAUCGUUUUACUGGUAUGCUGAUGGUCGGAUAUUCUUGGGCGCAAAUGACAAUGUUUGCGAUACCUCCGGACUCAUUCUGGGGAAUAAAUCUCCGAUACUUGAACCUGUUGAUUCCCGUGGCUCUCGCACUUGGUGUAUGGACAGUUGGCAACAUCGGGAAUGAGGAGGGAUCCCUCAAGUGGCCAUUGCUUGGGGCCUUUGCGGCAUAUCCAAUCCGCUACUAUGUGUUUGAUGACAGCAUCUGGUUUACCAUAAUGCUUCUAGCGUCGGCCUGUGCAUUUGAUUCCUACUCAAAGCGUUGGAGAAGGACGCCCAAGAAAAAGACCCAUAACGUGAAGCGUGUUUCCAUCCUGGCUGUGUGUGCGUGCAUAUACCUGUCACUAUGGUGCAGUUAUCUGUACUUUCAUGGCACCAUCACUGACAGCGAAGGCGAUGAGGUGCCCAUCUAUGAAGCUUUACACCACUUCUUUACAAGUCCCUGGUGGUUAGAUGUGAAGCAAUGUAUUGCUGAGACUUACCAGUAUGCGCAGCACCACGGAUGGUAUGAGGUGUGGAAGCAGAUCAUAGACCUUUCGGAUCCACACGGCGAACAAAACGCCUACAGGGGAUUUUUCCCAGCGGCCUGCGCUUGUGAAUUAGGACCAUACGAACGAUUGAAAGUGGUGCUGGGAGUUAACCGCGAUUCGUCUCAAUCUGAGAUAACCUCGGUAUGGAGAAAAUUAUCCCGGGAGAACCAUCCAGACAAAGUAAAAGAUGAGGCAGAACGCAGGGCCGCUCAGGAACGCUUCAUGGAAAUCCAGCAGGCUUACGAAAUCCUAUCGAACAGCAAGCACCGACGCAACCGAAGAAACAAAAAGGACAAUUCGGACGAAAAGAGUAUAUAGGAUUGGGUUACCGGUUUCGCACGCUUAUUUGUGCGUAAAACCGUUAAGAUCAUAACUCGACUGGUAUAUGAAACGCUAGAUAGAUAUGAGUACAUUGUCAGUAUGUUAUCCGUAAGUCAACUGCUUAUUCUUCUCAGUUACGCCUUGGCCAUAGUUUUACCACUGAUAGCCGUUAGUUAUUACAAAUGUCUCGGCUACCUAUGUGAUGGCCUUAUUAUUUUCCUUGAAGUUACAAUUCAAUCAGUAAUUUUGUUAUGGUUAAUAUUUCAGUUUAAGUUACGUCGUCUACGCCGUCGUUUGAUCAGGAUGAUUUAAAAUAUUAAAUCAAAUAAAUUUCAUACAUAUGUGUUUUUUAAUGUAGUAUUUUUAUAGGACUUUGUGCAGCUAUUGUCAUGCAUAUAGGAUUUUCUUUGUCUACACGAAAACGAUUUCAAGAUAGGAAUUUUAAGAAUAUUCUCGCAAUUUGCGUUGCAUUUGAUGGCAGCCAUGGUACCUACUUAUAAAAUAUGUCUAAGGUACUAAUAAAGCAUUUAUAAUAAAUUGUCUGAAGAAACAUAAACGUGGCUAUUUAAUCCGUUAUUAAUUAGAAUUACGCGCAGUAUUUAAUCAUAUUUAUUCUAAUUAUUAGUCUAGAGUUACAUAAGACAUUGUCUAUUUAUCUGCUCUAAAGGGCGAUCGUAUUAAUGGUUAUAGGCCUUCUAUAUGGGUAUAGAAGUGAUGACUGAUAUGAAGUCUUAGAGAGGUGGGAAUUAGAGCUUCCAAAACAGGUGUUGUUAUUAAAGUAUACAUCAUUAUAUAUAUUAUAUACAUAUAUACAUUCAAUUCUAGGUUCGAUAUAAAGAUGUAUGUGUCUUCCUUUUGGCUCUAUUUCUCUAUUUUGAACUAUGUAUUUUAACUUAUGAUCUAACUAAAUCCAACGAUAUUACUAUUUGAAUCUCAUUCAAUGUACUUUAUAUUAUUAUAUACCAUUUACAUGGUUCGUAAUUUGUAUCUUAAAUUGUAGAUUUUAAAAACUUAUUUAUGUAUGACUAUCAAAUAAGUGUAGUACAUAUAGGAAUUAGGACAUUUAAUGUAUGUUACUGUUUAACCCACGAUGUAAAGGACUGCUCUUUGCUAUUUGACUAUAGUCAUUUUAUAUAGGUACUAUUAGGUACAAGUAAAAAAAACCUUUUUAAACUGUUACCUUUAUUAAUAAACGAGCUGACUUUUUAAUGCAUUUAUAAGCCAAAUGGAUCUAAUUUUUAAGGCGAGCGUUCUUAUUAGUAUUUGUGUUUGAUAUAAAAAGAUAUCAAUUUCUUGGAAUUGAAAAAAUUCGGUGGUUAUGAAUGUCACGGGGCCGUCCAACCUUUUUCGGAACCAAGUUUUGAUAAAGUAGUAAUUAUUUAAUUUUAACAUUUUAAAAUUGUAACUAAAUUUAACACUGUCUUGGGGUUUUGGCCUUUUCAUCCUCACGACAGGUAAUUUUAUGAAAUUUGUUUAAACAUCAAGCCUGUCACUGGAUAGCAGUCAAUGCUUCAGUAGAACAUGGCAAAUAUUGAACGCACAAGUCGCAAAUUAUUAACUUAUUUAAUAUUUAUGAAUGUAACAUUAAGAUUAGUAAGUACAUUUUAAUAUUGUGGUAGUAGUAGUAAAUUUCGAAUAAUAUAUUCAAUGUGGUAGACUUACAUCAUUAUCUCUAUGAUAUUCAAAGUAAUGGAUCUGCUUGUUAAUCUGUCAUUUAUAAUCCUGAUUUAAAAUACAUUCCAAUUUCAAAUAGUUUGUAAGAAGAUGCAUUUGUAAGUUAAAGUUUAUUUAAUUUAUUCUUUUUAGAUUUUUAUUUAAACGAUUUUUUAUAUUUUAUAUUCAAUUUUUUUGUUUUUUUUUUCUUUAGAUAAUAUUUGCUAUGUAGUAAUUGGUGUUUGAUGUAAACAUAAUAAACGAUGUAUUGCUCA
Spodoptera frugiperda (fall armyworm) is the source of this 3354-nucleotide messenger RNA. RefSeq names its product dnaJ homolog subfamily C member 22 (gene wus). Gene Ontology annotation, biological process: endocytosis. The coding region runs from base 269 to 1423 and encodes 384 amino acids. The record is from RefSeq and is a predicted model, not a curated record. Gene Ontology annotation, cellular component: plasma membrane; early endosome. NCBI's taxonomy places the organism in Eukaryota, Metazoa, Arthropoda, Insecta, Lepidoptera, Noctuidae. The transcript has 7 exons.